Molecule: messenger RNA, 990 nt
Organism: Bombus pyrosoma
Lineage: Eukaryota; Metazoa; Arthropoda; Insecta; Hymenoptera; Apidae
Exons: 1
Coding region: 1-990 (329 amino acids)
Source: RefSeq, a predicted model, not a curated record
AUGGCGAUGAAGCGACUCACAUUUCUGUGCGAUCGUUUCGAACGAGAGAAACAAUUUGAAGCCGACUAUCACGCCGUAAUACAAGAAUAUUUGGAAUUAGGACACAUGACGAAGAUUACCACGGACCACUCCUCGGAUGACGGAUAUUUUCUGCCACAUCACGACGUGAUCAAAGAGUCCAGCCAAACGACAAAACUCCGAGUCGUGUUUGACGGAUUGGCACCAACCACCACCGGAGUUUCCUUAAGCGACAUACUUCACACGGGACCGAAACUACAAGAUGACUUAUUUUUCAUUCUCCUGAGAUUAUGGUCUCAUCAAUACGUUCUCACGGGGGACCUUGAAAAAAUGUAUCGACAAUUUCUUGUGCAUCCAGAGUAUCGGAAAUUCCAACAAAUUUUGUGGCGUAACACUAAUGGAGAAGUUGACACUUAUCAACUCAACACGGUGACGUUCGGGUUAUCAGCAGCGCCUUAUCUAGCCAUUCGGUGCAUCCAAGAACUGGCGGACGACGAGGGACAUCGGUUUCCACGAACGGCCACAGUUCUGCAGCGAGAUUUUUACGUCGGCAAUGUGCUCACAGGAGUUGAUACAAGGAUCAAGGCGCGAUCACUGAGCAAGAAACUCACGGAAUGGCUCAAACUAGCCGGUUUAAACAUUCGAAAAUGGGCAUCAAACGACCGAGAGCUGCUACAAGGACUCUCCGAACAGGACAUGAACGAUAAACUACUUCCAGGCGAAUCUCAAACUUUAAAAACUCUGGGCAUUGUUUGGAAUUCCUCUGAUGAUUCGAUCCUAUAUUCCGUCAAAAUCUGCCCUACCAGCUCCCGAAUUACGAAAAGAAUAAUCAGCUCCGAAAUCGCCAAGAUCUACGAUCCUCUUGGAUUACUUGCACCAGUGAUCGUUCGAGCUAAGAUGCUACUCCAACGACUUUGGACAUUAAAAAUCGAUUGGGACGAAUCUCUGCCGGCUGACUUACAUGCAGAAUGA